AUGGCAGCUUCGUGCAUUGUCGCAGCGGGUCAGGCUGUCGCGAGCCGCGCGCCGCCUGCUGUUAUUAGCGCUUCGGGGAAGCAUCCUGGAGCGUCUGCAUCCUCAGAACGACCAUCGAGCUUCGACGCGCCGCAACUCUUCGGCAAAUCCCUCUCCAGCACCGGCAAGCCUUCCGCCAACGGCGGAAUGUCCGCCAGUCGCGCGCGGAAGCUGUUUUUCCUCCGCGCCGCGCGACCACUCCUCCAGAAGACCGCUCCGCUGAGGCGGUGGCAACGCAACCGCGCCGUGUCGCAUAAGGAAUCGGAGGAGAAAAAUAAAGACGAAAUGACUGCGACUGAGGUCAUUGAUGCUAUCGUUGCUGGAUCACCCCUUUCAUUGAGGUCAGACGGAAUGGACCCUCUCCCUCUCCACGCGCAAGGCACGUCUUUCAUCGACGUAACCGACGGCGGCGCAGAGUCCGUUUCCGCGUUUCCGCAACCCCCCUCCGCGCAGCAGCAGCAGCAGCAGUCGUCCUCCCCGGCCUUGAACCCCGUCGACUGGGUGCUCCUUAAAGCGCAAGGCGUGCCUAUCCCGUCGUUCGACUUCGAUAUAAAGUGGAACUUUCCGUGGCCACGCGACGGCGACAACGGUCUCCCACCCCCCGCGUCGCUCGCGUCGCUUGCGGAGCGCCGCGACGCGCUGAAACAGGAGUUGGAGGUGCUGGAGCUGAUGCUGCGGCCGCAGUGUCCGUGGCCGCGCGACCCGCAGGCUUAUAUCGAGGAGGAAUGGGUGCUUUCACAAGAGGAGGAGCUCGAGCUCUUGGCACUGGAGGAGGAUGAGCAAGAAGGCGACGCGGAGGAGACGACGGCGUUUCUCGUGGAGGAGAGCGACGAGGAGAUUAAAGUCGUCGAGGUGCUUCCCGCCGGCCCGCAUUGCGCGUGGCCGCGACACGCGGGCCGCGUGGCUGCACCCGCCAUGGACUCCCCCGCUUCCGCCGUAACUUCCGCCGCGGUCAGCGCUGAAGCGUUCGCGCGCUGCGCGUGGCCCCGCGCCAACAAUCAGUCGACGACACUUUCCGCCGUUUCCGCCGCAUCCGUCAUUUCCGCCGUGUCCGUCGCGCCCGCCCCCGCCCCUGGCCCUCGCUGCGAGUGGCCCAGGAAGUCGACUAACUCGCUCGUCUCGGUCCCCGCGCCAUCGACUCCCGCCGCUCCUGGUGCAAGGUGCUCGUGGCCGCGCCUGGCCUCCUCCGCUUCCGCCGUUUCCGCCGUGAAGGCCGCGACCGCCGUCCCCAGUCUCGAUUCUUCCGCGCUGUCACCUUCCGCUCGUUGCGCCUGGCCGCGGGGAACCGCGCAAGUGCUGGAGCAGCGCGUGUUGGCUUCCCCUGGCCCGCACUGCGCCUGGCCGCGCAAGAGCGCGCUGUCCGCCGUGGCUUCCCCCGCGGUAGCAGCCCCCGUUCCUGCUCCUGCCGAGGCUCCUGCGGUGCUGGGUCCGCGAUGCUCGUGGCCGCGCGCAACGUCCUCCGCUUCCGCCGUCGCCCCUCCUUCCGCCAUAUCCGCGGCCGCCUCCGCCGCCCUUCCGCACCUCGACCUCGCGGUGGGUCCUCGGUGCAGCUGGCCCCGCCAAACCGCCGCCUCCGCCGUGUCCGCCGUAUCCGCAGCGGCGGCCCCCGCGCCUGCGGAAGCCGUUCCCUUGGGCCCGCGCUGCGCGUGGCCUCGCGCAGUCCCCACUGUGACCCCCCUGGUUAUCGCUCCGGAGGUGCGGGAAGAAGCGAAACCCGAACCGAAAGGGCAGCAGCAGGAGCAGGAGAAGGAGCAGGAGCUGGUAACGCGAGUGCAAGCAGCAGCAGCAGCGCGCGCAGCAGCGCCUGCUGUGGACGUGUCGGAUGCAGCUGCUGCUGCUGCCCCAGUUGCGGUGGUGGAUGUGGAGGUUGUAGCAGCACCCGCGCCCACCACCAUGGGCCCUCGCUGCCCGUGGCCGCGGAAUGCCUCCGCACCCACUCCUACCCCUGCUGCUCCUGCCAAGCCUGCUGCCGAGCCUGUGCCGAGGCGACAGCUGGGUGUUGUGGGCUCAAGCUUCACUAUCCCCAGCAGCAGCAGUGGUGGCAGCGCCAGCAGCUUGGAUCAGUACCUGAGGCAGAGGAAGCGUGAACCGGUGUGUUGA
This is a messenger RNA of Closterium sp. Naga37s-1, 2139 nucleotides long. NCBI's taxonomy places the organism in Eukaryota, Viridiplantae, Streptophyta, Zygnematophyceae, Desmidiales, Closteriaceae. The record is from the annotation of a GenBank genome assembly.